Messenger RNA from Onthophagus taurus, 628 nucleotides. The record is from RefSeq and is a predicted model, not a curated record. Lineage: Eukaryota; Metazoa; Arthropoda; Insecta; Coleoptera; Scarabaeidae.
UUAUCAAGGCCGUAAUUUUGAUAUAAAGAGCCUAAUAUCUAACACAAAAAUCAUUAGUUCUCGUACAACCACAAGACAAAUCAAAGAAAAUGAACUCCUUUGUUAUCUUCGCAGCUUGUUUGGCAGUAGCGUCUGCAGGUCUUGUUCCUGUAGCUCCACUUGCAAAGACAACAGUCGUAGAAGGUCCCAGUUCGAGUGCUUCGGUUGUAGGUCCCGAUGGAAGCGCAAUCGUUUCUGCUCAACCAGCCGGAAGAAUCGUAGCUCAUGAAAAUGUUGGUGCUGCCGCUGUUGGAUAUUCUGCUCCAGUUGUUGCAUCUCCAGUUGUUUCUCAUGGAGUUGCUUACGCCGCUGCUCCAGUUCUAUCACCAUAUGGUUACGCCGCCGCCCCUGUUGUACCUUCAGUUGCAUACGCUUCAACUCCAUAUGGUGUUGCAAAAACCCUCGUUGCUUCGCCAGUGACCGCUUCUGGAUACCCAAUUUUGGCUCCUGGGUCCGGUUUGGAAGGUCAAUAUGUUCCGGAUAUCAACGAAAAAUUGUACGAUGACGGAUCUUAUAAAGGAGAAAUUUAUUAAGGUUGUUUUGGAUUGAUCAUGAUAAUGCGGCUGUAAUAAAUAAUUAAAAACACAAA